GUAGCCGCUUUCCUUAAUCCUUAACAAAGUAGCAGAAGAAAAACAAACGGAAAGGUUUUCAUCCGCAUGGCGGUAUUCAGCAGAUAGUCUAAAUAUUGUAAAUAAAUAGUCGUCCCUUUUCCGAAUUUAAGUUGUAUUAGAGCAAUUGAAAAGAUUAAGGAUGGAGGCGGAUCUAUACGACGAGUUUGGUAACUAUAUCGGUCCGGAGCUGGAUUCUGAUGAUGACGAUGAUAUUGAGGCAGACGACAGGGAUGUGGAUGAGCCCGAUGAUGAUGAAGACGAAGAUGAGCCGGCUGAUGCUGAAGAUGACGUUCCUGGGAUGGAGGUGGUCCUGCACGAGGAUAAAAAGUAUUAUCCUACAGCGGAAGAAGUCUAUGGGCCAGAGGUGGAGACCAUCGUCCAGGAGGAAGAUACCCAACCUCUCACAGAGCCCAUCAUCAAACCUGUGAAGAAUAAGCAGUUCACUCUGAUGGAACAGGAGCUACCACAGACUGUUUAUGACAUGGAAUUUCUCGCUGACCUGAUGGACAGUCCAGAGCUGAUUCGUAAUAUCACCCUCUGCGGCCAUCUGCACCAUGGCAAGACUUGUUUCGUUGACUGUCUGAUCGAACAAACUCACCCAGAGAUCAGGAAGAGGGACGACGUGGAUCUUCGAUACACGGAUAUCCUGUUCACCGAACAAGAGAGGGGCGUUGGUAUCAAAAGUACCCCUGUCACUAUGGUGCUGCCGGACUCCAGAGGCAAAUCCUACCUGUUCAACAUCAUGGACACGCCAGGUCAUGUCAACUUCUCAGAUGAGGUGACGACCGGAAUCCGCAUCUCGGACGGAAUCGUCCUCUUCAUCGAUGCAGCCGAGGGAGUGAUGCUGAACACAGAACGUCUGAUCAAGCAUGCCGUACAAGAGCGUCUGGCCAUCACCGUCUGCAUCAACAAGAUCGACCGCCUCAUUGUGGAACUCAAGCUGCCACCCACAGACGCCUAUUACAAGCUGAGGCACAUCGUGGACGAGGUCAACGGCCUGCUUAGCACAUACUCUACGGAUGAGAACCUGGUGAUCUCUCCUCUCUUGGGGAAUGUGUGUUUCGCCAGCUCCCAGUACUCUACCUGCUUCACCCUUGGCUCCUUCGCCAAGAUCUACUCAGACACUUACGGUGACGUCAACUACAACGACUUUGCCAAGAGACUCUGGGGAGACAUCUACUUCAACCCUAAGACGCGGAAGUUUACCAAGAAGGCCCCAACCAGUAACUCCCAGCGUAGCUUUGUGGAGUUUGUUCUGGAGCCCCUCUACAAGAUCCUUUCACAGGUGGUGGGAGACGUGGACACCUCCCUGCCCAGGGUGCUGGAUGAGCUGGGCAUCCACCUCACCAAGGAGGAGCUGAAGCUCAACAUCAGACCCCUGCUGAGGCUGGUCUGCAACCGCUUCUUCGGAGAGUUCACGGGCUUGGUGGACAUGUGCAUACAGCACAUCCCGUCGCCACAGGAGGGCGCAAGAGCAAAGAUAGAGCACAGCUACGCCGGUAGUCUGGACUCGGACCUGGGGGAGGCCAUGUUGGAGUGUGACCCUGACGGCCCUCUGAUGUGCCACACCACCAAGAUGUACAGCACGGAGGACGGCGUGCAGUUCCAUGCCUUCGGCCGUGUGCUGAGCGGCACCAUCCAGGCGGGCCAGCCCGUCAAGGUGCUGGGGGAGAACUACACCCUGGAGGACGAGGAGGACUCCCAGGUCUGCACCCUGGGGCGCCUCUGGAUUUCUGUGGCCAGGUACCAGAUAGAGGUGAACCGAGUGCCUGCUGGGAACUGGGUGCUCAUCGAAGGCUGUGACCAGCCCAUUGUCAAGACCGCCACCAUCACAGAGCCCAGAGGCAACGAAGAGGCCCAGAUCUUCAGGCCGCUGAAGUUCAACACUGCAUCGGUGAUCAAGAUCGCCGUUGAGCCCGUCAACCCGUCGGAACUGCCCAAGAUGCUGGACGGACUCCGGAAGGUCAACAAGAGCUACCCGUCUCUGACCACAAAGGUGGAAGAGUCUGGAGAACAUGUCAUUCUGGGGACAGGAGAGCUGUACCUGGACUGUGUAAUGCACGACCUGCGCAAGAUGUACUCGGAGAUUGACAUCAAGGUUGCUGACCCCGUUGUGACCUUCUGUGAAACGGUGGUGGAGACGUCGUCGCUGAAGUGUUUUGCUGAAACGCCCAACAAGAAGAACAAGAUAACGAUGAUCGCAGAGCCCCUGGAGAAGGGCCUGGCGGAGGACAUAGAGAACGAAGUGGUGCAGAUCACCUGGAACAGGAAGAAGCUUGGCGAGUUCUUCCAGACCAAGUACGACUGGGAUCUGCUGGCCGCCAGGUCCAUCUGGGCCUUCGGCCCCGACACCACUGGGCCCAACAUCCUGGUGGACGACACCCUGCCGUCUGAGGUUGACAAGGCGUUGCUGGGCUCCGUCAAAGACAGCAUCGUUCAGGGCUUCCAGUGGGGGACCAGGGAGGGCCCGCUGUGUGAUGAGCCCAUCAGGAACGUGAAGUUCAAAAUCCUGGAUGCCGUGAUCGCCCAGGAGCCUCUGCACCGAGGGGGGGGUCAGGUCAUCCCCACCGCCAGGAGGGUGGUGUACUCCGCCUUCCUCAUGGCAACCCCCAGGUUGAUGGAGCCCUACUACUUUGUGGAGGUGCAGGCUCCAGCCGACUGCGUCUCUGCUGUGUACACGGUGCUGGCCCGGAGAAGAGGACAUGUGACCCAGGACGCUCCGAUCCCCGGCUCCCCCCUCUACACCAUCAAGGCCUUCAUCCCGGCCAUCGACUCGUUUGGCUUCGAGACGGACCUCCGCACGCAUACACAGGGACAGGCCUUCGCCCUGUCGGUGUUCCAUCACUGGCAGAUUGUGCCCGGUGACCCCCUGGACAAGAGCAUUGUUAUCAGGCCGCUGGAGCCCCAGCCCGCCCCUCAUCUGGCCAGAGAGUUCAUGAUCAAGACGCGUAGGCGCAAGGGCCUGAGCGAGGAUGUGAGCAUCAGCAAGUUCUUCGACGAUCCUAUGUUGUUGGAGCUGGCCAAGCAGGACGUGGUGCUCAACUAUCCAAUGUGAGCCACCGGUGCCUGGGGGCUUACCCCCCCCCCCCACAAAUCCACCACUGCAGAGCCACAUGUCACACUUAGCAGCCACGUCUCACGUUUUUCCCUGUAUAAUCGUCACUGCAAUUGUUUGGAAGGAAUGCCCAUUAGGAGGGGCCUGGCCCAUAGGUCUUGAAAGACUAGGUCUUUGAAGACCUAUUCCAAUGGGUCCCAUUCCAAUGGGUGACUUUCCUCAUUGGGGAUUUGUCUCCGUUUUAUGAUGGCAAACUUUAGGUUAGCCAGUGACCUAAUGUUUGUCUAAAUACCCCCUGUUCACUGUAUGUUUCAAUUAAAUAUGGUGAAAAACAGGCAGCCCUUAUUACUGAUAGACGUUUCAGUUGUCCUCAAACUGUUAGUGAUGGCUCAAUGUGACAUGUCCAGCUCCAUUUAUGCAGUUUAUGACUUGUUUUUUUAUUUUUGUAUAAAUACUUCAUUUAUAGAAACACCUUUUGAUGAAACCAUACAUGUUUUUUAUUGUUUAAGGAAAUGGGAUGUUAAUAAUGAAUGAAUUUUGUGAAGCUGUUUGAAUAAAAUGGAUAUGUCUUUUCAAACAUGUA
Messenger RNA from Gadus morhua (Atlantic cod), 3659 nucleotides. RefSeq names its product elongation factor Tu GTP binding domain containing 2 (gene eftud2). Gene Ontology annotation, cellular component: cytosol; U4/U6 x U5 tri-snRNP complex; U2-type catalytic step 2 spliceosome. Bases 161 to 3076 code for a protein of 971 amino acids. The record is from RefSeq and is a predicted model, not a curated record. Gene Ontology annotation, biological process: mRNA splicing, via spliceosome. NCBI's taxonomy places the organism in Eukaryota, Metazoa, Chordata, Actinopteri, Gadiformes, Gadidae. Gene Ontology annotation, molecular function: U5 snRNA binding; GTP binding; GTPase activity. The transcript is spliced from 28 exons.